CGCCGAUGACAGAGUGCGGGUCGCUGCUGCAGCUCCUCACUCUCUGCAUGCAUGCUGCACACAAACCCACUGCACUCGGACCCGCGCUGCAACCCAUGUGAAAAGGAUUUUACGCCACUAUCAGAAAAGGGAUUAUCCGACUGCGUUUUAGUGUUUUUUUUUUUUUUUGCCUUUUUUCUACGGUUGAAAAUAUCAAAAGCAUCUCCAUAAGGAGAGCAUCGCCAAAAGACAACCAUGCCGCUGCACGCAGGUUUGGCGAGUAAAAACUACGACUACGACUACGACUCCCUCCAGCCUUACUUCUACUGUGACAACGAAGAGGAGGAGGGCUUUUACCCCCAGCAGCUCCAGCCUCCGGCUCCCAGCGAGGACAUCUGGAAGAAGUUUGAGCUGCUGCCGACGCCCCCGCUGUCCCCGAGCCGGCGGCCGUCGCUGUCCAGCCUGUUCCCCUCCACGGCCGACCAGCUGGAGAUGGUGAGCGAGUUCCUGGGGGACGACGUGGUCAACCAGAGCUUCAUCUGCGACGCGGACUACUCGCAGAGCUUCCUCAAGUCCAUCAUCAUCCAGGACUGCAUGUGGAGCGGCUUCUCCGCCGCGGCCAAGCUGAAGAAGGUGGUGUCGGAGCGGCUGGCGUCCCUGCAGGCGGCGCGCAAGGAGCCGGGGCCCGCCGGGGGGGACCCCGGGGAGCCCGGGGGGGCCCCCGCCGGGCCCUGGAGGCUCAACAGCAGCUACCUGCAGGACCUGCACACCUCCGCGUCUGAAUGCAUUGAUCCAUCGGUGGUUUUCCCGUAUCCCGUGGCGGAGACGCCCAAGCAGCAGACGCAGCAGGGGACGCUUUCCAGCAAGGACCUGGGGCUGGACACGCCGCCCAACAGCGGCAGCAGCAGCAGCUGUAGUGACUCAGAAGAUGAAGACGGAGAGGAGGAGGAGGAGGAGGAUGAUGAGGAUGACGAUGAUGAGGAUGAGGACGACGAUGAAGACGAUGACCCGGAGGAAGAGGAGAUUGAUGUGGUGACGGUGGAGAAGAGGCAGGCAGUGAAACGGUGUGACCCCAGCCCACUGGAGACCAGGCAUCCCAGCCCACUCGUGCUGAAGAGGUGCCACGUCUCCACCCACCAGCAUAAUUACGCCGCCCAUCCAUCCAUGAGGCACGAGCAGCCGGCUGUCAAGAGGCUAAAGCUGGAGAGCGGCAACGGCGGGGGCGGCGGCGGUGGCAGCGGAGGCAGCCACAGCAGGGUCCUCAAACAGAUCAGCAGCAACCGCAAGUGUUCGAGCCCCCGGACGUCUGACACGGAGGACUAUGACAAGAGAAGGACUCAUAAUGUAUUGGAGCGCCAGAGGAGGAACGAGCUCAAAAUGAGCUUCUUCGCCCUUCGAGACGAGAUCCCAGAGGUGGCCAACAACGAGAAGGCGGCCAAAGUGGUCAUCCUGAAGAAAGCUACAGAGUGCAUUUACAGCAUGCAGUCAGACGAACAUAGACUUAUCUCAAUCAAAGAGCAGCUGAGGAGGAAAAGUGAACUUUUAAAGCAGAGACUUGCACAGCUGCAGGGAUCUCGUGCUUAAUGGUUGAUUCUGACUUUUUUUUUUUUUUUUCUUAAAUGCAAGUUCAAGACUUGAUGUACAGUUAUUGUUAAUGUUGCAUGCAAAUGCAAAAUGGAUUGAGUUUGGAAUCUUGUUUUGAUUUCAAUGUUCAAACUGCCUCAGCUGAAGUUAUGGGUGGAUUACAUAUUUAAAUUUUAUUUUUAUUAAUAAAAAUGUUAAAAAUGGGGCUCACCUGUUUUUGGGGAGGCUCCCGCUAAAAAUAUAAAUUUUUAUGUUUGUACAUAAUUAAUAUUUCGUAAGAAAAUGUAUUUUUCAAUUGUCUGGAUCUGCAGACCCACUGUUUGGUUUUUUCAUUAUGUUCCUAGAUUGUUUUGAAAUAUAAAAUGUUUUCAUGAAGUUGUGUCCUUGUUCUUGCAAUGAAAAGGUGCUUCUCAAACAUUUCAUCACAGUUCUGCUAUAAUAUAACAUUCACGUUAAGGGGACACAUGAAGGUGGAUUACACGAAUAAAAUAGUGGGGAUUAAGGUGUGGUGGAUCUCAGUCUUUUGGGAGAGGGGGUCUUGUUUUGUUAAAUCGAGCAUGUAGUUUGUAAGUACAAGUUUGUAAGGAAGGUGAAUGGUCAAGCUUAAAAGCAUUUUAUGAAAAACCAUUUUCACUAAUAAAACUUUGAAGUAAAGAUACCACAUUUCAGGAUUACUACAGUGUUUUUUGCACAAAAAGAGGGGAUUUAGCAGCCUGUUACACCAGUUUAUGCACAAACACACUCAAGUUCCACUUUUCUACCUGAAUAUUGAUCUUUAGAGCUUUUUCUGGUUCACAAUAAGCUUUAACAGCAACCACUGAUACCCAGAUAAGUUCUUAUAUCAGGAUAUACAUACAAGUGCAUGAAACCAAAUCAGCCUGCAUGUGUUGUGUUCAGAUCCAU
Cololabis saira (Pacific saury) is the source of this 2466-nucleotide messenger RNA. RefSeq names its product MYC proto-oncogene, bHLH transcription factor a (gene myca). Bases 235 to 1563 code for a protein of 442 amino acids. Gene Ontology annotation, biological process: positive regulation of cell population proliferation; regulation of transcription by RNA polymerase II. Lineage: Eukaryota; Metazoa; Chordata; Actinopteri; Beloniformes; Belonidae. The transcript is spliced from 3 exons. The record is from RefSeq and is a predicted model, not a curated record. Gene Ontology annotation, molecular function: RNA polymerase II cis-regulatory region sequence-specific DNA binding; DNA-binding transcription factor activity, RNA polymerase II-specific; protein dimerization activity.